Thunnus maccoyii (southern bluefin tuna) is the source of this 561-nucleotide messenger RNA. Its product is annotated as cornifelin homolog B-like. The record is from RefSeq and is a predicted model, not a curated record. The transcript is spliced from 4 exons. Bases 29 to 406 code for a protein of 125 amino acids. NCBI's taxonomy places the organism in Eukaryota, Metazoa, Chordata, Actinopteri, Scombriformes, Scombridae.
AUCAGUUUCUCAGUCAGACAAACACAGGAUGAGCCGGCCGGUGUUGCGGCAGCCUCAGGCUCUGGUUUCCUCUGACGCAGCUGAGUGGGCCUCAGGGAUCUGUGACUGCUGCCACGACAUGAGAGACUGCUGUUUCGCAUUCUGGUGUUUUCCCUGCUUCGCCUGCAAAACCAGCAGAGAGUUGGGUGAGAGUCUCUGUCUCCCCAUGCUGGACGUCUUCGGCUACAUCCCGCCCAUCACCAUGUCCAUGAGGGUCUCCGUACGCCAUCGCUACGGCAUCCAGGGCAGCUUGUGUAACGACUGUGUGUGCUCCACCUUCUGCCUGUCCUGCGUCUGGUGUCAGAUGUCCAGAGAGAUGAAGAAGAGGAAGCUCCCCGCUGUGCUGGGUGACAUCAUCCAUAGCUGAUGACAUCAUCGCUGUGACAUCACUGCUCCCAAACAGACUCACGACUUAAAGGACCAGUGUUUAGGAUUCAGGUUGCAAAAAAUUCUACACACUGCACCUUUAAAAGGCUGAACGUCAGAUUCUUCUCUGUAACUAAUCAAUAAUCAAUACCAAUA